This is a messenger RNA of Lycium ferocissimum, 1480 nucleotides long. RefSeq names its product TPR repeat-containing thioredoxin TDX. Gene Ontology annotation, molecular function: protein dimerization activity; Hsp70 protein binding. Lineage: Eukaryota; Viridiplantae; Streptophyta; Magnoliopsida; Solanales; Solanaceae. The transcript has 11 exons. Bases 64 to 1224 code for a protein of 386 amino acids. The record is from RefSeq and is a predicted model, not a curated record.
CUCGGACAAGGCUGUGGAAAUUGACAUGUUGUACUAGUGCUAAGAGAGAGAGUGGACUCGAUCAUGGAUAACGAGAAGCUUCAACACCUGAAGCAUUUUGUGGAGCUUUGCAAAACCAACCCUUCAAUUUUACAAGAUCCUUCUCUUUCCUUUUUCAAGAACUUUCUCGAAAGCUUGGGUGCUCAAGUUCCUCCAUCUGUUAAAUCUGAAAAAGGUGAAGAGGAAAAUCUUGAUGAAUUAGAUGAGGACAUUAUAGAGUCUGAUGUUGAGUUGGAUAACACUGAUACUGUGGAACCUGAUAAUGAUCCUCCACAACAGAUGGGAGAUUCUUCAAGUGAAGUAACAGAUGAAAAUCGAGAUGCUGCUCAAAUAUCAAAAGCUAAAGCUCUGGAUGCAAUAUCUGAAGGCAAGCUCAAUGAAGCCAUAAAUCAUUUAACUGAAGCUAUUUUGCUGAAUCCAAAUUCUGCAAUAUUAUACGCAACAAGAGCUAAUGUCUUCAUUAAGCUGAAAAAACCCAAUGCCGCGAUCCGUGAUGCUGAUGCUGCUUUAAAGGUCAACCCUGACUCAGCAAAAGGAUACAAAGUGAGGGGUAUGGCUAGAGCAACGUUGGGCUUAUGGAAAGAGGCAGCUAAAGAUCUUCGUGUGGCUUCCAUGAUAGAUUUUGAUGAGGAGAUUGCCGAGAUACUUAAGAAGGUUGAACCUAAUGCUCACAAAAUUGAAGAGCACUGCCGAAAAUAUCAACGACUGCGAGAAGAGAAGCAAUUGAGGAAAAUUGAGCGUGAUAGGCAGCGGCGUCAGGCAGAAGCGAAGGCAGCUUAUGAAAAGAGUAAAAAGAAAGAACAACAAUCUGAACGUGAAGCUUCUGAUCCUGACUCUGCUUCUGCUUUGAAUGAUGGGAAAAUUAUCGGUAUCCAUUCUGUGAGCGAACUAGAGACGAAGUUAAAUGCUGCUUCAAAAGCAUCAUGCCUAGCCAUCCUUUACUUUACUGCGACAUGGUGUGGACCAUGUCGUUUUAUUUCUCCAGUUUAUACAAGCCUGGCUGGGAAAUAUCCAAAAGUGGCAUUUUUGAAGGCUGAUAUUGACGAGGCAAGAGAUGUGGCUUCAAAAUGGAAUGUCAGUAGUGUUCCAGCUUUCUUUUUCAUAAAAGACGGCAAGGAGGUUGACAGGGUAGUAGGUGCUGACAAGAGUUCACUGGAAAAGAAGAUUGCCCAAUAUGCAGGCUAACUUGCAUAUUGAUGGAAUUUGUACAUUAAUCUCUAUUUGCAAAUAGUCUGAUAAAUUGUGAAGUAAAUGCCUUUGUUUGUUGAAACAAAAGGCACAGUUUUUUAACUUUCCUUUGAUGGAGAAGUGUUUUCAAGGUUUACUUAGCACAUUGUUGUCAAAAUUUCAUCUGAUGCAACUUGAUUCAGGGAGACUUCUGUAGUUUCCUGGUUCCCCAAAGUUUCUUUUGAUGAAUCUAAGCUGUUAUUUGAAUAGCUAA